This is a messenger RNA of Dreissena polymorpha, 3687 nucleotides long. Its product is annotated as integrator complex subunit 2-like. Bases 71 to 3586 code for a protein of 1171 amino acids. Gene Ontology annotation, cellular component: integrator complex. The transcript has 25 exons. Gene Ontology annotation, biological process: snRNA 3'-end processing. The record is from RefSeq and is a predicted model, not a curated record. Lineage: Eukaryota; Metazoa; Mollusca; Bivalvia; Myida; Dreissenidae.
UUAAUACAAUAUUCACUCCGUUGUACACAAAGAUGGCGGCCGCCAUAUAAAUUUAAAUAAAAACAACAACAUGAAGAAAAAGGGAAUAUCUGUAAAGCCUGAAGUUUUUAGGGCUAUGCAGAAUGUAGACAUAGAUGCCCUUGAAUCUGUUAAAGCUUGUGACAUACGACCAGUCCUUCCAUGUUUGGCUAGAACAGCCCUUUGUGCACCAGUGGACAAAAGCGAUCCUUGGAGUUUAGACAGAAAGAAUAUUUUGAAAAUUCUAUCGGGUCUUGAAGAUGUCAACAGCAUUGUUGCUUUACUUUCAAUUGAUUUCAAUGCGCUGGAGCAAGAUGUAAAGAAAGAACAGGCACUGAGGGCGAAGGUGGGCAGUGCCUAUUCUGACAGUGUUCUCAUCUCGCAGCUGCAGAAUGGCCUAGCCCUGGAGUUUGAACACAGCGACCCUGCUAGGAGGAUACGCCUGCUGCUCAGUGAAGUUCUCUACAUUUUAUCUCAGGUGCGGGAGAACAAGACUGACUUCUCGCAGAAGCAGUGGGAACUGUUUGAUUGUGAAGUCUACCUUGAGGAGGUUGCCGAUGUUCUCUGUAUCGCAUAUUGUGAGUUACCUGGGUUACUUCCCAUCAGUGACUUGGCAGAGGCCCUCAUGUAUGUCCCCAAUGGUCCCUGGUUGCUAUGCAGACUAGUUGCAAACUCACCCGACAGCUUUAGGCAGGUGUGUGAGAGUUUGGUGUCCAAGGGAGAGAAGCAGGAUGAAGAGUCCCUGAGCGGCCGCAAGAGAAUGGAACUGCUGCAAAGCCUGUGUGAAAUUAACCCCCCUGAAGCACUUUUUGUGCGAUCACUUUGUAUUCAUCACUGCACAAUGCCAGGUUUGGCUGUGGCUUUAACUCUGAACAGUUUGGGCCAAUCAUCAGCCAGCUCUGAAACAUCGUCAGCCAACGGUCUUGUGUCUUUUAUUAUUGGCUUAUUGCUGGGCAACAACAUUGAGGUGAAGAACUGGUUUUCCCACUUCAUCAAAUGCGGACAACGGAGAGGCCGAGAGCCAGCCAUGUCCAUGCUACAUGCCAUGAGACUACAGCUGACCAAGCAGCUGAUAGGGAUCCUACCAGAGCCAGGCACCAGUCUAGAGGCAUCCCACGUCAUACAGGCUGGUUCCUUCAUACGUCUCUACUGCGCACUCAAGGGCAUCGCCACUUUAAAAUUUUCUGAUGAGGAGAUGAAGCUGUUGCUGCGCCUUGUGACCUCUCGACCUCCCAUCAGCCAAUCAGGAGUGAGGCUUGUCUCCCUAGGCCUCUGUAUGCUCAUCGUCUGCCCAUACAUCAUUGGAAGUCAAGAGCAGGAGAGACAAGUUGCAGACUGGAUACGAUGGCUCAUUGAAUCUGAGACACUCUUUGGCAGGUCGUCUGGUAAGCAGUCCUCGUUUGGUGAGAUGUUGUUCUUAAUCGCCAUUCAUUUCCAUGGAAACCACAUGCACGCAAUCUCCGAGCUCGUCUGCUCCACCCUUGGAAUGAAGUGUCCAGUCAAGGCUAAUGCUUUAGCAAGGAUAAGGCAGAUAUUCACUCAGGAAAUAUUUACAGAACAGGUGAUCACGUCCCAUGCAGUGACUGUACCAGUGACUCAAGGCCUCAACGCAACUAUGGAUGGUUACCUGCCCCUGCACUGCAUCUACCAGCUGCUCAAGAGCAGGGCAUUCUCCAAGUACAAAGUCCCCAUCAAGGACUGGAUCUACAAGCAGAUCAGUGUGAGUUCCUACCCACUACACCCUCUGCUGGUGUCACUGAUUGAGGUUUAUGUGAACUCAAUACUCGUGAAGAGCAACAAGACCGACCACAACAACCAGCCCAUCUCGUCUCAGGAGAUUGCUGACAUGUUCACACAGCACUCUGUGUUCAGCCAGCCCUCAGAGAAAGGUCGUGAUGUGAACUUGACGCCCCAGCUGUGUAUGCUUUAUUACGUGCUACUAUACGAGGACACACUGGAGGCACAGGGGAAAGCAAUCUUGCUGUCAGGGCGCCAUGUGGAGUCCUACCCGGAUGCUCUGAUGUCCCAGAUCCCUAUCAACUACCUCAUCCAGCAGUCACAGAAGAGACAGGACCUCUAUGGGGACCUCUUCUCUCAUCUCCUAAAAUUGCUUGUAACCCAAUUUCCACACCUGUGUAUGGUUGAGGAUUGGUUGGAUGACGUCAUGACAGUGACUUCUAAAAGACUGGCACCCACCCACAAGACUCUCGCUAAGAAGUGCUCUGUUGACGGAUUCAAACAAGCACUCGACACAUUGGAUACAAACUGCUGUGCGAUGUUGGUCAUGCUUGAGCAGAUAUUGGCUCUACCCGUGGAGGAAUUGUGGCCCUUUACUGACCUUGUUGUGAGUUGUCUUCCCAGAAUUCUCUCCCCGGAUGUGCCAAGAAAAGUUGUUGAUCUAGUGAAAAAAGUCUGGUUUAAGAUCCAUUCCUUAAUGCCCAGAAGUAUACGCCUGUCUACUGUGAAUGCUUUACGACCUCAGAAGAAGAGAGGCUUCAAGUUCUCCCAGUAUACAGAGACAGAUGUCACAGUUGAUCCUCUUAUAGUUCUCAGAUGUGAUGAGCGUGUGUUCAGGUGUGGCCCUGUGCUGGAGAUAGUGCUGCGUAUCCUGGGUGCCUACACGCUGGCCUGCCGUGUGUACCUAGAGAACCACAUCCAGUGCAACCCUGUGGCAGACGUCACCUGCCAGGUGGACCAGAACAGACAGGAACUCAAGGGGGCGCUGCUGGCUGCACAGGAGAGCGCCAUACUGCAGAUACUGCUUGAGUAUUGCCUGCCCAGCAACCAGGAGAAACAGGUUGCAGGCAUGUUGACCAGUCUGCAGGAAGUGAAGUCGAUUAUCUGCUCCUACAUCCAUCAGGCCUUCAUCUCUGACCCGAACCUUGCCAAGCUUGUGCACUUCCAGGGUUAUCCUAGUGAACUGUUGCCAGUGACAGUGCGGGGUAUCCCAUCCAUGCAUAUCUGUCUGGACUACAUACCAGAAAUGUUGAGUCAACCCCAAAUGGAUAAACAGAUUUUUGCUAUCAAGCUAACAUCCCAGCUGUGUUGCCAGUAUGCCCUGCCAAAGUCCCUGAGUGUGGCAAAGCUGUGCAUUAAUGUAAUGUUUGCAAUGAUUACAGGUAAGCUGUGCAUCAAUGUCAUGUUUGCAAUGAUUACAGGUAAGAUGUGCAUCAAUGUCAUGUUUGCAAUGAUUACAGGUAAGCUGUGCAUCAAUGUCAUGUUUGCAAUGAUUACAGUUCUGGAGACAAAGCAGAGGGUGGAGUUUUUCUGCGAUACUUUGCCCAGUCUGGCUCAGGUGUGCCGUGCGUUUCCCCCACUGUGUGAGGAUGUAACCAGUCUACUGCUUCAGAUUGGGCGCGUCUGUGUCUCCCACAUUACGGGUCGCAGUAAUGUCCCACAACACGAGUUUUCCUUGGACUCUCUCACUGAUCAAGGCCAUCCAAGUCCACCAAGGAAGCGAUUGAAAAGUGACGGCAACCAGGCCACAUAUCAUGAACUGUAUUCUGUCAUUCAGCACACCUUUGCAUCAAUCGUUAAAAAAUCUGUUGUCAUGAGGAAUGUGUAUUGAUGAUGGAUGUAUUUCCUUUUAAUAAAUUAGAGAAAUGUGCUAUGUACAUAAAUGCAAAUAAAUGUGCUAUGUACAUAAAUGCAAAUAAAAAUCAGAAUCAA